AUGAAGGAAAAGAGGUGCAAAUGUAUGCUGGUCCAAGGGAUGCUUCUGACAGCAUGCGGGAUGGUAUUCAUUGGUUCUUUGGAUGUCUUGGCUUGGGACUGGUUUCCAGCAGCUUUGCUUAAGGAGCCUGCCAUCUACUCCUUCACGUGUUCUCUGUUUUUCAAAAGGGCUGAAGCUCUUGUGGGCUUUUUUGGGUUUUUCUAA
Molecule: messenger RNA, 204 nt
Organism: Prunus armeniaca (apricot)
Lineage: Eukaryota; Viridiplantae; Streptophyta; Magnoliopsida; Rosales; Rosaceae
Source: the annotation of a GenBank genome assembly